CGCCGUCGGGCCGGUCCCGGCCCGCUGCCCGCCGCGGCGGCAGGACGGACGGGCGGACGGACGGACAGGCGGACGGACGGACGCAGCUCCUUCGCCCGGCGGCGGGCGAUGCUCGCCGGCGGCAUCCCGGUACCGCGCUGCCGCCCUGCCACCGCGAUCGCCAGGUAGAGAGAUGCCUGGGCAUUGGAAGCUCUCUGCAGCAUGCUGAGAAGACGAAACCUUCUUACUACGCUCCUGAUUGUCUUGCCAUGGGCUCUUCUCCUAACCUUGUGGCACCAGUACCCAACCACCCGCUACCUCAGCCUGCUGAGAAACACAGAUGAGAACGUGACCUCUAAAGCUCUCCUCAAUGGUACAACUGCACUGAGAGAAGAAGGCUUCCCGUCAUGCAUUCGGCAGCAGCAGAGCAUAGGGGCGACACCUAAAGUCAUCCAGAAUUAUGUGUACUCCAGGCCUCCGCCGUGGUCGGACACCCUGCCGACCAUAUUCGUUAUCACCCCUACCUACACUCGGCCGGUGCAAAAAGCUGAGCUGACCCGGCUAGCGAACACCUUCCUGCAUGUACAGAACCUGCACUGGGUGGUGGUGGAGGACUCACCCCGAAGGACCAACCUAGUGUCCAACCUGCUAGAGAAGGCAGGCCUCAAUUUCACCCACCUCAAUGUGGAGACUCCCAAGAGCCUGAAGCUAGGGCUGUCCUGGAUCCCAUCCCACACCCCACGGGGGACGCUGCAGAGAAACCUGGGGCUGCACUGGCUGAGGGACAGCUUCAGCAACACCGCACCACCAGAAGGGGUAGUGUAUUUUGCUGAUGAUGAUAACACUUACAGCCUGGAGCUUUUUGAAGAGAUGCGCUACACAAGGAGGGUGUCAGUCUGGCCGGUGGCGUUUGUUGGGGGGCUGCGGUACGAAUCCCCAAAAGUGAGCCCAGCUGGGAAGGUGGUGGGAUGGAAAACCGUCUUUGACCCUAAUCGGCCCUUUGCUAUUGACAUGGCUGGAUUUGCUAUCAGCAUCAAGCUGAUCUUGGAGAAGCCUCAAGCCAGUUUCAAGCUGGAGGGAGUUAAGGGAGGCUACCAGGAAACCAGUCUGCUGAAGGAUUUAGUGACUAUGGAUGGGCUGGAGCCCAAAGCAGCCAACUGCACAAAGGUGUUGGUCUGGCACACAAGAACUGAGAGGCCAACUCUGGUUAAUGAAGGCAAGCGUGGAUUUACAGACCCCAGGGUGGAGGUGUAAGCAGAGAAACAGCUCCCCAGUAGGCAGCGGGCAGUGAUUGGUCUGAAGCUUGUCAGCAGCCGCAGCAACUGUGCACGCUGCCUGUUCCACCACUGGAGGAUGCUAAAUGCCCCCAAAUGUAGCCACGUCGAUCAGUUCCCGCUGCCCAAAAGGUGGCAAUGAGCAGGGACAGAGCUGAUGCGGUCCCUGUGAUCCUACAGCUCUCCACUUUGAUUCUGUGCACUGGCUCCCAUUCCCUGGCUGAGAGGUGUGCCUCCCUCCCCUUAUGGGCACUGUGCUUUUCACCAUUCAUUAAACAGGAAACGUCUUAGAUGCGGUCUCCAUUCCCUGCUGUGCCAGCACAGAGGCUGAAAACCACAAUGUGUGCGGGUGCCUCUGAAGAUCCCUCUUGGCAUACUGUGAAACCUGAGCUUCGGGACAGCAGUUAUGAGCCGUUGUGGUUCAAGGACGGGAGUUGUUGCAAAAGCACAGAUGUGGAUCUGUCAGUCUGAGGUAUGCUCCCAGUGAGAACAGCUUAAAAGCAAAGCUAGCCUGAGAGAGGCGCUCUCUUGGAUACACAUGUGGAUCAGCUUUCGGUACUGGGGAGGGAGCUGUGCUGGAGGCCCUCAUUUUGGGUUUAGGAGUUCAGAAGUGCCUCAGCUGAGAACUUGAACUGCCCUAACUGCAGGUUGUAUUGGAAAAUGCUGUCCCAGUUCCCAGACCCGGUGCCCUCUGGAUGAAAUUCCUCUCCCACUCAGGGUGACCUGGCAGGUACUGUACCUCAAAGGCCAUGCCUCCUUGUCCCGUUGCAGAGAGCAGAAAGCAGGGACAGAGGUGGGUGGACCUGAAAAUUUUGUUCCUGCUGCAGCACCCUCAGGCACUUUAGUAGCCUCAAUUCACGUGUACAGAGUUGUUUCCUAAACCUCUAGGGAGGAAGACACCUUUCUGCAAUGGAGGUGGGUGAGAAAUGCUUAGGAAAGAGGAACGCUGAGCUUGCACUCGUCUCCUGUGUGAACAUCAAGAAAUGCGGAGAAGGAUCAUCAUCAGAAAACAUAUCUUCAGCACACAGAUGUCAACAUUUGCUACUUCACUUGUCAAGCUUCCAGCUGAACUGUGAUAGCAUGUUUGGCCCUGGGAAAGGGGGGAAAAAGACAGUGUCAUCUAGAACAGUUUUCCUUUCCCUUGAUAAAACAGGAGGACAGCCUGGGUAAAGGCAGCCUAAAGAGGAGCAGGUGGCAAAUGAGGACCGAAGGAAGGAUGCACUGGGUUGAAAGCACAAGCGUUUGUACCAUGUGUGCAUGGGGAGAAAUGUGUCUCUGACUUUUGCAGGAAGAUCUCUUGACAGACCCGGAAACCUCUCUGAGCACACCUUGCCAACCAUCUUCACUCAGGCCAUGAGGAACAAGGCUUCAAGCAUUCAAAAUGCAUUGAGGAUUUGAUAGCCAGAGAAAAAUCAUGAGCAAUCAAACCACCCCCUGCCCAAGAAACUCUGGGCUGGCAGGAGACGUUUAUUUGUUCAUUUAUUUAUACUGCAAUCCUUUUUGCCUGUUCUUUGUUUCGCUUUGUUUUUUAACUUAGGUCAUCUGACAUACUCAUGAGGAAAGAACAAUUCCCCUCUAACUCCAGAUGCUCACAGAAGAACAGCAGAGCUUGGCAUUCGUUUCUGAAUGUCUUUAUGCUUCUUGUGGUCUGGGGUUUCUUUACAAUGGCAUCCUAAGCUGGCAAAAUAAUCAGAAACACAGCAAGGAGGGAAGUACAGCAAAGGGAACUGUUAGUCCUUUAUGCGAGAAAUGUGGGUGGCACUAAGUUUCUAGCUCCUGAGCGAUCACGGUUAGGUAAAAACGUGUACGAAGGAGUGCCUCACUCAAGUAGAUAGUCCCCAUGGGUUCUUGUGAGGCGUCCAUGAAGGGGGGCUCUUGGAAGUGUAUCUGAUUGUUGAUCUGUGUUCCCUUAGUGAGGAACGAGCAUGCAGACAUCCAGCUAUGGGAGUGAGAUUAGAGUGCAGAAAGGGGCAAAGGGAGUGAGAUGCAUCCCACUAGGGAGAAAGGCAUGAGAAAAUAAGGAGUAGGCAGGGAGCAGAGAGAAGGUGGCUGUGCUGAGUGUGGCACGGCCACCCUGCAAGCUGUCUCAGCACUGAAGUAGUACUGAAUGGGCCAUAAAAACUGUGCCUUCUUGUGACCCUAAGAAGGUCUUUGUGUAAAGAGUGUCUGCAGGCGUCUGGCAUAUAUGAACUGGGCAGCAUGGAGGAAGCCUGACUCCUGCCAAGCGCUUUGCAUUCUCCAUUUGUCAGAGCUUUAUGCCCUGGCCUCUCUGCAUGAGGUAAUGGGCCUUGCACUCCAGUGGGGGUUGCUGACCCAUCCCGGCCAUCGGGUAGGAAGAUUGGCUCAAAGAUCCCACUCACCAUUAAUAGAAGAUUGUCCCCUUCUUUGUGGUUUUAGUCUGUGAGCAAAGAGCAAGGGAAUAAAGGAGUCUAUUUAUAAUCUUCCAUUUUCCCCUCCCAGAUGGGUAGGGUUUCUGCCCGUAUGAAAAGGAGGGGAUAUGGUAAUUAAUUCCCUGGCCUUCAUUAUCAAGUGUGUCCUCCUUGGGAUUUUGACGCUGCCAGUGGAUGUUUGUAGCAAGGGUUCGCUCCCAUUGCAAAGGACACCCCCACGUGCAUAUGUGCUUUUAGAGAUGAUGUUUCACUUCAUCCCUUUAAGAAAGUAAAAUCAUUGUUCCUAUUUUUCCCCCUGGGGCCCCAGAUUGCAGUGACAGGAGCACACUGUUACUCAGUGCUGCUCUGAGCAGCUCACAAGACCUGCUCUGUCACACCAGUCUUGCAUCAGCCUGACCCUAUGGAGGAGGGAUUCUGUGAAUCAGGAAAUUCUGCCAGAUGCUAAAUUGUAUGGGUCUGAGACCUUGUAUGGACUGUGUCACUGUACACAGCUGUCGCUCCAGGCUAACAGAUGUUCUGAACACUCUAGUACAAAUACUCUUUUUGCAAAUACCCUGUAGAGCAGACUAAGGACAGCAAGGACUGCUGCCAGGCAGGGUGCAGCAGCAAAGGGUAGGUGAGGACAGACAGCACAAGUUCAGAGGGCUGUUUGCUAGCAGAGCUCAGCAGGAGCUACAAGCUUCAAGAAAAGCGAACAAGGGGUGCAAUAAAGGAGGGACGCUGCACAUCAAGCCUGAAGUGUUUAAAGAGCAGGCAUCCCAGGGCCUGGUUUUUACUAGCAUAUUAGUAUCUGAUAUUCAUGUUCUCUAAAAUCCAUCCAAUUCACCAACCAAUGAAUAUUACUAACAUUUCCUGUUGCAGAAAAUAGUAUUGACAGAGGAAGGAGAAUGUCAAGGAAGUAAUUUUUAAUGGUUAUUUAUUUAUAUUGAAUGGUACUAGAGCGUUAUUAAAUAUGAUGUGAAUAGUA
Numida meleagris (helmeted guineafowl) is the source of this 4610-nucleotide messenger RNA. RefSeq names its product galactosylgalactosylxylosylprotein 3-beta-glucuronosyltransferase 1-like. The transcript has 6 exons. Gene Ontology annotation, cellular component: Golgi membrane. Gene Ontology annotation, molecular function: galactosylgalactosylxylosylprotein 3-beta-glucuronosyltransferase activity. The record is from RefSeq and is a predicted model, not a curated record. Lineage: Eukaryota; Metazoa; Chordata; Aves; Galliformes; Numididae. Gene Ontology annotation, biological process: carbohydrate metabolic process; chondroitin sulfate proteoglycan biosynthetic process. Bases 202 to 1233 code for a protein of 343 amino acids.